Messenger RNA from Symphalangus syndactylus (siamang), 4434 nucleotides. It is a transcript of the gene NDUFB7, whose product is annotated as NADH:ubiquinone oxidoreductase subunit B7. The record is from RefSeq and is a predicted model, not a curated record. Lineage: Eukaryota; Metazoa; Chordata; Mammalia; Primates; Hylobatidae. Gene Ontology annotation, cellular component: respiratory chain complex I; mitochondrion.
GUGGCUUGGUCUCGACUCACUGGCAGCCUCCACCUCCCGGGUUCAAGCGAUUCUCCUGCCUCAGACUCGCGAGUAGCUGUGAUUACAGAUGUGUACCACCAUGCCCAGCUAAUUUUUUGUAUUGUUAGUAGAGACGGGGUUUCGCCUUGUUGGCCAGGCUGGUCUUGAACUCCUGACCUCAAGUGAUCCGCCCGCCUUGGCCUCCCAAAGUGCUGGGAUCGCAGGCGUGAGCCACCACACCCGGCCUCGGGCCAAGUCUUGGGGGACGUGGGAAGUCAUGAGAGGGCAUGGACACGUUCAUUGUAUCCCCUUCCUGAUGUCGCUGCAAUUGCGGGGUAUGCACAAGGAAAUAAGGAAGAUUCACGCCGCAAAUACUGUCCUGCAAAGUGCUUUGUUUUGCUUUGAGACGGGAUCUUGCUCUGUUGCCCAGGCUGAGUGCAGUGGCGCAAUCACAGCUCACUGCAUCCUCGACCUCCUGGGCUCAAACCAUCCUCCCGCCUCAGCCUCCCGAGUAGCUGGGACUACAGGAGCGCCCCAGGAUGCCAGGCUGAUUUUUUAUUUUUUGUAGAGAUGGGGGUCUUGCUAUGUUGCCCAGGCUUGUCUCAAACUCUUGGGCUCAAACGAUCCUUCUGCCCAGCCUCCCAAAGUGCUGGAAUUGCCGAUGUGAGCCACUACGCCCAGGACGGUUUUUUGGUUCGUGUGUUUGUUUUUGCUUUUAAUGUAGUAAUAUCACAGGCAUACCGAGCACCAGCUCUGGGCCACGUCCCACGUUAGGCACCGCGGAUACAGCAGGGAACUGGAGGGAUGCAGGCACUGUCUCCAGAGAAUUCAUAGAGCAGUGGGAAAGACUGUGGAAUCAGGCAGAGCUGGGGGGUGUCAAGGCAGGCUUCCAGGAGGCAGUGGCUGGAAACAAAGACGUGAAGGGUGGCCGGGCACGGUGGCUCAUGCCUGUAAUCCCAGCACUUUGGGAGGCUGAGGCGGGCAGAUCACCUGAGGUCAGGAGUUUGAGACCAGCCUGGCCAACAUGGUGAAACACCAUCUCUACUAAAAAUACAAAAAUUAAGGCCAGGCACGGUGUCUCACGCCUAUAAUCCCAGCACUUUGGGAGGCUGAGGCAGGCAGAUCACCAGGUCAGGGGGUUGAGACCAUCCUGGCCAAUAUGGUGAAACCCUGCCUCUACUAAAAAUACAAAAAUUAGCCAGGGGCGUGGUGGUGCGCACCUGUAGUCCCAGCUACUCAGGAGGCUGAGGCAGGAGAAUCGCUUGAACCCAGGAGGCGCAGGUUAUAGUGAGCUGAGAUCACACCACUGCACUCCAGCCUGGGCGACAGAGGAAGACUCCAUCUCAAAAAAAAAAUACAAAAAUUAGGCCAGGCACGGUGGUUUAUGCCUGGUAAUCCCAGCACUUUGGGAGGCCAAGGCCGGUGGAUCACCUGAGGUCAGGAGUUCGAGACCAGCCUGGCCAACAUGGUGAAACCCUGUCUCUACUAAAAAUACAAAAAUUAGCCAGGUGAGGUGGUGUGUACCUGUAAUCCCAGCUGUCUGGGAGGCUGAGGCAGGAGAAUUGGCUGGAACCCGGGAGGCAGAGGUUGCAGUGAGCCAAGGUCAGGCCACCACACGCCAGCCUGGGUGACAGAGCGAGACUGUCUGAAAAAAAAAAAAAAAAAAAAAAAAAAAAAAAAAAAAGAUGUGAAGGGGCAUGAGUAGGGGUUGACCAAAGAGAGGUGGCAGAGCCAAAGCUUCUAAGCAGAGGAGGGACACAGUCAGGUUUGGUUGGUCAAAAGUGGGCAAGUGGAGUCUGCUGAGUGGGCGACAAGCUUGAGACAGAGACCUCUAAGCAGCCUGGAUUUGAGAGAAAGUUGGGAGAUGGUAUAAUCACUCCAGUGUCCUCACUCCAGGGUAGUCCUUCCGCCCCAGCUGAACCUGCAGUUCAUUGGUCCAUCCACCUCCCUCCCACUGCCUCACAUACCUUGCUUUGCCCAAGAUCAGCUUUGCAAACGCUAGCAACCUGCUGCCCUUCUGUCUUGCUUACUCUGGAUAAACUCACCUCUUUCCCUUCCUUGGUGUCUAUCCCCGUGCAACUGAACGUGAUGGGGUGGGGGAGAUAAGAAAAAAACAGCUCUAAGCCAGGCAAAAUGGCUCAUGCCUGUAAUGCCAACGGUUUGGGAGGCCAAGGCAGGAGGAUUGCUCGAGGCCAGAAGUUCAAGAACAGCCUGGGCAACGUAGCAAGGCCCUGUCUCUACAAUUUUUUAUUUUUAUUUUUUUAAUUAGCUGGGUGUGGUGACGCAUUCCUGCAAUCCCUGCUGACUGGUCUCCCGAUUGGUACUCCGGUGGACUCUAUAUGCUGCCUGGCCUUUCUCUUACCUCCCGGAUCCUUCACUCUCUCCCUCCCUCCUUGAUCACUGUCCCCUGCCCUCUCUUUCCUCCUUUCCACCCCUUUCAGCCAGUCACUUUGCUCACUGCAACAUCUGCCUUCCUGGUUCAAGCGAUUCUCCCGCCUCAGCCUCCAGAGUAGCUGGGAUUACAGGUGCGCGCCACCACACCAAGCUCAUUUUUGUAUUUUUAGUAGAGACAGGGUUUUACCAUGUUGGCCAGGCUGAUCUCGAACUCCUGACCUCAAGUGAUCCACCCGUCUCGGCCUCCCAAAGUGCUGGGAUUAUAGGCGUGAGCCACCGCGCCCGGCCCAUAUUUAUUUAUUUGUUUAUAGAGAUGGGCUCUCGCUCUGUUGCUUAGGCUGGAGUGCAGUGGGGUGGUUAUCACCCACUGCAGCCUCAAACUCCUGGGUUCAAGCGAUCCUCCCGAGUAGCUCUGGCUACUCGGUGUGCACUACCAUGCAAAGAUAAUUUUAUUAUUUUUUCUAGACAUGGGAUCUUUCUGUGCUCCCCAGGCUGGUCUCCCUAGUACUUAAGCACUGCCAGACACGCUGUGGUGCUCUGUCUUCUGUCUGUUCUGUGUCUCCCUCCGAGGGCAGAGACACUUGUGUGUUCUGUUCCCUGCUGUAUCCCCACCACUAAGCACACAGUAGGCAGUCUAAUGUCCUUGCCACUAGCUGAUUAUAAGUUCGAGACAAAAGAGGGAGGAGUCUAGCAUUGCCACCUGGAGCUCCAAGUGCAGAUAGGGAACGGCCAGGGGCUGCAGGUGAUACCCAGGCCUGGGGCUCAAGCGAGGUGUGGGAUGGAGGGACCACAUCAGGCUCAUCUACAUACGGGGCGGCAGCAGAGAAAAAGGCUUUCAGGCCAGGCACAGUGGCUCACACCUGUAAUCCCAGCACUUUGGGAGGCCAAGGUGGGUGGAUCACCUGAGGUCAGGAGUUCGAGACCAGCCUGACUAACAUGGCGAAACCCGGUCUCUACUAAAAAUACAAAAAUUAGCCGGGCAUGGUGGCAGGUGCCUGUGGUUCCAGCUACUCAGGAAGCUGAGGCAGAAGAAUCGCUUGAACCUGGGAGACAGAGGUUGCGGUGAGCUGAGAUCUUGCCACUGCCCUCCAGCCUGGGUGACAGAGUGAGACUCCAUCUCAAAAGAAAAGAAAAAGGCUCUCAGAACAAAGCAUAAGCUCGUGUCCUCGGUCUCUUGCCUCAGCGCCUGGGUGGCUUGCCGCCCACAGCCGCCGGCCAGUGCAGAGCUGGGACUCAGGCGGGUUGCAGACAAGAAAGGCUGGGCGUGCUGCCUGGAGCUCCAGGUGCAGGUGGAGGGGCUGAGGGGUGCUCUGGGAGAAGGUGGAUUCCGAGCUCGGACUCUGGAGAGCGGGGCUGUAGAGAGUUGGGGACGGGCAUCCCUGUGGGAGGGGAGGCAGGGAUCAAGCAUGGGAUGUUGAGGUGCCUCAGGGUGAGGGGGAGCCACCUUCUCCUGUCUGGGCCUUGGUGUCUGGAGUUGCCUUUGUGCAAAUUAGAAAAGGAGGCCCCUUCAGGACAGUGCAUCUGUCAAAGGCAUCUGCCAUCCACUGCCAUCUGCCACCUGGAUGUGUAUGGCGGACACGCCGAGCCGUGGCUUCCUGAUGCCGUGUGCCUUGGUCCCCUGGGGAUCCCCGGAAUUGGGUUGGGGGGCCUCCAGCCUGGUUGAGCCCCGCCCACUCCCUGCAGAGAUGGUGGCCACGCAGCAGGAGAUGAUGGACGCGCAGCUGAGGCUCCAGCUGCGGGACUACUGCGCCCACUACCUCAUCCGGCUGCUCAAGUGCAAGCGCGACAGCUUCCCCAACAUCCUGGCCUGCAAGCAGGAGCGGCACGACUGGGACUACUGCGAGCACCGCGACUAUGUGAUGCGCAUGAAGGAGUUUGAGCGGGAGCGGAGGCUGCUUCAGCGGAAGAAGCGGCGGGAGAAGAAGGCGGCAGAGUUGGCCAAAGGCCAGGGACCCGGGGAAGUGGACCCCAAGGUGGCCCUGUAGGGGGUGCACCCCCCACCCUAUGGACCAGUCAAAUAAAAGCCUUCAGGCCCCUCAA